Molecule: messenger RNA, 960 nt
Organism: Papaver somniferum (opium poppy)
Lineage: Eukaryota; Viridiplantae; Streptophyta; Magnoliopsida; Ranunculales; Papaveraceae
Exons: 1
Coding region: 1-960 (319 amino acids)
Source: RefSeq, a predicted model, not a curated record
AUGGGUGAAAAUAUGAAUCUCCCUUGGGUCAUUAUAGGAGAUUUCAACUCAACCCUAUAUAGCCAUGAAAGACAAAGCUACUCAAUACACCCUACUCAAUCCCAUCCAAUCAUAACCAACACCAUCUCAGAGCUUGGUCUCAUAGAUAUCCCAUUUACUGGUAGCCCUUUCACAUGGUCAAACCAUAGAGAUCAACUCAAUCAGGUCAGAACCAGAUUAGAUAGAGCUCUUUGUUUACCCAGCUGGAUGACUAUCUUUCCAAAUGAAAUACUUAACAACCUUAUCCCAUGUGGCUCAGAUCAUGCUCCCAUCUUACUAAACACCAAUCCUCAAAAUGAAAGUCUCAGCAAACCAUUCAGAUUCUAUGAACACUGGCUCACAAAUAGCACCUGCAAAGAAGAAAUCAAGAAAAAUUGGGUAUGCUCAAAGAAGGGCACUGAAGCUUUUAAAGUCACAAACAAGCUAAGACGAGUUAAGAAUGGCUUGAAGAUAUGGAGAAUUAAGGAGUAUGGAGACACUGAUACAAAAAUAAAAGAGGUUCAGGAACAACUUCAAGUAAUAAUCAAUCAGCCUCAGAUAAAUAUGGAGGAUCAUCAAAGAUGUCAACAACAAGUUAAAUCUCUAUAUGAAGUGAAGAACAGAAUUGCUUACCAACAAUCAAGAGAAAGUACAAUAAGAUAUCAAGAAAGAAAUUCAAAGAUCUUUCAUGCUCAAGCCAACUAUAGAAGGAGGACAAAUCAAAUCCAUUCUCUAAAGAGUGUUGAUGGUGAGUGGAAAAAUACAAGAGCAGAAAUCACACAAAUAUUGUUGGAGCACUUUCAAGAAAUAACUACUACUUCUAAUCCUGAAAAGAAUGAUGAGAUAAUGAACCUCAUAAGUCCAUGCAUCACUGCAGAGGAAAACAAUAAACUUACUGCAGUUCCAACCUCUCAGGAAAUCAGGAAAGUGUGUUCCAAAUAA